Messenger RNA from Pistacia vera, 402 nucleotides. Its product is annotated as probable serine/threonine-protein kinase PBL8. The transcript has a single exon. The record is from RefSeq and is a predicted model, not a curated record. Gene Ontology annotation, biological process: protein phosphorylation; cell surface receptor signaling pathway. Gene Ontology annotation, molecular function: protein serine/threonine kinase activity; ATP binding. The coding region runs from base 1 to 402 and encodes 133 amino acids. Lineage: Eukaryota; Viridiplantae; Streptophyta; Magnoliopsida; Sapindales; Anacardiaceae. Gene Ontology annotation, cellular component: plasma membrane.
AUGGAUAUAGCUAAUGCAGUCGCAUAUCUCCGUGUUGGAUUUGCUAGGCCUAUCGUUUUUCGAAAUAUCAAACCCUUGAGUAUCUUAUUCCAUGAACAAUAUGUCACGAUACUGUUCGAUUUUUCACUAUCCAAGUCUAAUCCAGAAGGUGAAACCCACGUUAAAGAUAGUGUGAUGGGAGAAUUUGGACUUGUUGCGUUGGAGUACCUCACUACAGGUCAUUGCAACGAGAAAAGUGAUGUUUAUAGUUUUAGAGCAUUAUUGCUCGUACUUUUUACCGGACAAAGGAUUACUUAUCUCUCACGUCUUAAAACUAGUGAUAAACAUCCGUUAUGGGAAUGUGUGGAUAAGUAUUUCGAACAGAGUAGUGUUAAUAAGAUAGAAGAUCCUGUAAUUGUUUGA